ACAUGUUUUCGUAGCAGUUAACAGAAUACUAAAUUUGUCACCCUUUUCCUUAAAAUUCACAAAAUUCCAAGAAAAAACAGAGAAAAAGAGUGUAAAAGAGAGAAAUGGAUUCCUGGGUAUCUUCCUUCUCGCCGGAAUCUUCCUCCUGGGACUUCCGGAGCUUCGACAAUUCGCUGCCGUUUAACCUCAACGACUCCGAGGAGAUGUUGCUCUUCGGGGUGCUGGAGCAGGCGGCGGCGGGACGAGAGCAGGAGAACUCCGACGACACGAAUUCCUCCGACAGCGUGAAGGCGGAGGCGGAGGCGGCGGCGGAGAGGUCGUACCGCGGCGUGAGGCGGCGGCCGUGGGGGAAGUUCGCGGCGGAGAUACGGGACUCGACUCGGAACGGGAUAAGGGUGUGGCUGGGGACGUUCGACAGCGCGGAGGCGGCCGCCUUGGCGUACGACCAAGCGGCGUUCGCAAUGCGAGGGGCGGCGGCGAUCUUGAAUUUUCCGGUGGAGAGAGUCCGGGAGUCGCUCAAGGACAUGAGGUGCCAGCUGGAGGAGGGGUGCUCGCCGGUGGUGGCGCUCAAGCGGCGCCACUCCAUGCGGAAGCGCCGCUCCGGCAGAAAAACCGGCAAGGUCGUCGUCGGAGAUGUUAAGGUGGUGGAAAAUGUGGUCGUGUUUGAAGACUUAGGAGCUGAUUACUUGGAACAACUUUUGAGUUGUUCAUCAAGUGAAAUCAUGACACCUAAUCAAUGGUGAAUCAUCAUAGACUCUGUUCUUUGGUUUAAUCUCAUUUUUGUAAAUUAUAAUGUUUUUUUUUUAUUAUUAUUAUUAUCUUUUCUUUUAUGGUUGAAUGAAUCAUCAUCAAGAAAUGGAUGGUUAAUGGAUAUACCCCAUGUAUAAUAAUGUAUAUCACUUAGCUUUGUUAUACUUUGCCACCUAAUAAUUUUGAUUGAGUGCAACAUUGGAAG
This is a messenger RNA of Ipomoea nil (Japanese morning glory), 955 nucleotides long. RefSeq names its product ethylene-responsive transcription factor 1B-like. The coding region runs from base 105 to 743 and encodes 212 amino acids. The transcript has a single exon. Gene Ontology annotation, molecular function: DNA-binding transcription factor activity; DNA binding. Lineage: Eukaryota; Viridiplantae; Streptophyta; Magnoliopsida; Solanales; Convolvulaceae. The record is from RefSeq and is a predicted model, not a curated record. Gene Ontology annotation, biological process: ethylene-activated signaling pathway; regulation of DNA-templated transcription.